Molecule: messenger RNA, 2487 nt
Organism: Haliotis rufescens (red abalone)
Lineage: Eukaryota; Metazoa; Mollusca; Gastropoda; Lepetellida; Haliotidae
Exons: 6
Coding region: 160-1926 (588 amino acids)
Source: RefSeq, a predicted model, not a curated record
AUCAGCCAACCUUACCCAGACACGUGACAGACGGAUGAUAACAGUUGAAGAUAUUGUAGUAUUCAUGAUCCCAAUUCGGACAUUUCAGACAUACGAGACUUGGGUGUGCCCUACUUCUAGAAGUCGGCAUUGGAUUCUGUAAUUGAAAACAAGGUCACAAUGUCUGAGAUCUCCCUAGUAACGGACAUGAAGGAUGUUCUCACAUCCUGUCCUGUCUGCUCAAAGCCGUUUGACGAAAGCUACCGUGUUCCCCGUCGAAUGCCGUGUUGUGUUGAAGCCGUGUGCGAACCAUGCCUGGCGCCGCUCUACUCCAACGGGCGUCUCACGUGCCCACUGUGCCACCGACAGCACAGCGGCUACAAAGGCGUCCAGACCCUCCCCGUGGAACAACUCAUCUUGAAAAUGCUAUCCCAGAUGAACGUCAAUAAAAGUCAUCACCUACCAUGUACCUACUGCCCCUUGAACAACACAGCAAUAGCUAAGUGUGGCCACUGCAGCGUUCUUCUUUGCCAGGCCUGCUUGAGAACCCACUCGAAGAACAAAUUACUGAAGGACCACAGUGUCAUCAUGUUUGAGGACAUCAGGGACCACCGGAUGAACGGACCUGGAAGCCUGUCUCGGACCCUGAGUGUCCAGUCUAUGAACCUCCUGAGUCAGCUGAAGGAGAAGGACGAGAGUCUGCGGAGUCGGAUGGAGGAGCUUCAGGAGUUGCAGAAGAACAUUGCCCUGUCAAGGAGGAGGGCGAAGGAGGACAUCAAUAUGUACUUUGAUAACCUGGCCACAGAGAUGCAGCAGAGGAAGAGCUUGUUGAUCUCACAGGUGGAGGAACGGGCUGAUGAGGAAGAGACCAUUCUUACACGAGUCAUCGAGUCAAGAAAUGGUCUGCAGGGGAGGAUCAAGAAAGUCACCAAGAACAGCAGAAGUCGGAAGAGCCUUUCCUCCUCUGACAUAUGGGACCUUCUCGCCGAGUAUCCAGAAGAUGUGGAGUUUACCCGGAAAGGUGUCAGCUUCGUCACCUUAAACGCUGAGCACAUAUCGUCCCUCAUCAAGACUACAGGGCUAGUCCGGACUGUCACCUUCCUCCCAGCAGACAAGCCCGAAGGUGUACCUGAUGCUGUCAUGUACAACAACAUCCACGUAGAGGCUGCGGAUGGGUAUGAUGGGAACGAUGGAGAUACCGGGGUUGUCUGCCACGCCACCAUGAGGAAUGAACAGACAUGUUCCCUUGGAGACAAGAUUGUCGUCUUGGAGACGGAACGUUCCCCUCAAACAGUCAGUUGCCCUUACCUAGAGUGGGACACCAGCACUGCCAGCAAGACAGUAACGACCUCCGGAACAGUGAUCACCAACGCCAGACCCGAACACCCCCUAACGAACAGCGGGUGUCGAGUUCAAGCAGAGAGGCAUGUCAUGGCAUCCAGACCCCUCCUGCUGGGAAAUGACCAACGUGUUAUGUUCCAGAUGAAGCUGAGCUACACGUUGAAGAUGCUGCUGCAGGAGAACAAGAUGUUGUUUGAAGCAUCCCUCACCGAAACCCCCAUCGAAUCUGCCUGGAGCCAGCCAAAUGGUCUCAGCAUCAACGUGGCCUCUUGCGCCGACCACCAGCAGCAGCUGUGUCUCAGGGUCGUCUAUGACAACAAGCUUCUUGAAGACAUGCCCAUUGCUCAGAACGAGGUUGGUGUGUCACGUGGUCUGCAUUUAUGUUUUCUGCUGAACACAGUCAAAAACGAAAUCCACGUAAUCGACGUUGAGGAUGACAAAGUGAUCAGCACCGUAACUGACGUGGACAUGGACAGGCCUCUGUGGUUGAUGUCGAUGCUGUCGUGGCCGUCAUGGGCCAACAUGGCGGUAGCUAUGAUAUCGGGGACAAGAGUCGACGUCACAAAAGACAUGUAUAAGUUACUCACGUCCCUGAGUAAUGAAUGAAUCACGAAGCCGUUCCACAACACUGCCAUGUUGCGAGCAAGUUACACGGUUCACGGUCACCUUCUGCCACAUCUUCACUCCAGAUAUGUGACGUUUUCAGUGUUGAUCAAAAACCGUCAUCUAUUAGUUCUAUGAUACGAAACCUUCUCAAAUGGUUGCCAUUGUAUAAUACACGCUCGGUACCACUAAGUCAGAAUGUCUAUUCAACCAAGCAGCUUUUUGACCACGCAAUUCAUUUAUUAGGACACCCAGUGGACAAUUUUCUUAUUUUAUACAUGAACCUAAAACCGUUUCAAUUAAUUUUGGGAACACAUACAUUCCAUCGUCCUCUUGAUCUCCGUUUGCGAUCUGGUUCAAACUGGAUGAAAUCCUUUGCGACAGGAUCAUAGCGAUCGAGGUUUUAAAAUAAACGUGAGAAAACCCUUUCCUUGUUCAUAUGAAAACCCAUGCUUGCCGUUAAAGGCGACUGUGCUUGUCGUAAAAGGCGUCUAACGGGAUCGGGUGGUCAGGCUCGCUGACUUGGUUGAUGCAUGUCAUUGAUCCCAAUUGCGUGGGUCGUUG